UUCGAUGACGCCGUCAAGCAGCUGAUUGAUCUUGUGCAUCAUGGCGACGAUGCUACAGAAGACAAAAUAAAAGCAUUCUUGUUUCAUGGCUGGUUCGGCGAGGGUCUGGGAGCAUCUGCCGUUCUUAGAGCUACAGCAGAGCACCUCAAAUCCAACAGAAGCGAUCCAGACAUGAAAGUGCAAUUUGGUAAAGUUCUCCACGUGGACUGCUCUCUGUGGAAAAAUAGAAGGACGAUGCAGCGGGAAAUAGCAGCAGAACUGAACCUUGGGCAUUUAACGCCUAUUUUUGAUAAGCAAGAUGAGGACGAUGAUUUCAAAGGAGUAGAGGACAGUUCUAGAGCAGAGAUAACAAGCAUAGCAAGUGAGAUCUAUGAAUCUCUAAUCAAUGAAAAAUUUCUGCUAAUUCUUCAUUAUGGGGGUGAUUCAGAUAUUGAUCUGGCACAGUCAGGCGUUCCUGUAUUUGGACCUUUUGGUAAAGCCAAGCUUUUAUGGACCAAUCAUGGAAGAUUUCGGCUCUCACAGAAACAUCAAAAGUUGUUGACAUCCAGUUUCGUUGAUACAAAGAUGCUUUUCAAUACCAUGGACCGCAUCUAUAUCGGGCAACAACUAACUUGUUUAUUGCACAAAGAAGCUGUUGAGGUGAUUAGUUAUACCGGAAUGGAUGACAUCAACCCAGCAAUUGUUGUGGAUUGCUUCUUGUACUCACUUUUGCUGGCAGGACAACUACGUGAAAACUCUGACACUGUUGAGUAUGGUUGGGCUACUCAUGCUUGCAACUACUGGAUAUGUGACGGAAUCCUUCAAAAGGACGGAGCGUGGGAGGUUGGCAAUGCAUUAUAUGGAGUGAUAGGGCAAUUGCGCCAUUCCUCAGAUGCAACGAAAACUCUACUAUAUUGGUUGGACCAACAAAUAAAAUCCUACCAAGGCUGGAAGUCAAUCGAAUCUAAUAAACAAGGAGCACAUAGUAUCUCUGAUGUCCCCACUCAUGUAUCAUCCUAUUUCUUAACAUUUAAGGGAGAUGAUCUACUAGAACUACCGAAUGAUUUGUUUCAACUAGCUAGCAACCUCCGUGUGCUAAAACUCUGCAAGUGCAGCUUUGAUUUUGCAUUCCCUCCUUUCAAGUCCUGCCACAACCUAAGGUUCCUUUGGCUUGACCAUUGUGCAAACACUGGGAAGGAGCAAGGUGGGGGAACAAGUUUUCCAAACCUGAUAGUGCUUGACCUGCGUUACACAGAUUUUGCCUUGCAACAACAGAUGAUUGAACGGAUGACCAAUCUAAGGGAGAUAAAUACUAAAGGACUCUCAUGGAGGAAUAUAAGUCAUGCAUGGAAAACAUUACAAAAUGUUCACAAGCUCCGACUGACGGAAUCUUCAGAUGUGAUCACAGUGAACAAUUGCUCUUCCUUGGAUAUGAUCAAUCUAGAGCUCCUUGAUUUGUCUGGCAAUACCUGUAUGGCAUCAUUGCCUGCAAUGUCAUCAGCGGCGAGCCUAAAGAUGCUCGUUCUUGAUGGUUGUGCCAACUUGGAGACCGUAACACUUGAAGGAGCUCUUCCAUUGCUCGAGACAUUUAGCUUUGAUGGUUAUGGCCCAACAGAGAACUGGGAACAUCCCAUAAAACUGCCGAAAAAGGAAUUCCGGCUGAAGUCUCGUGCAACUCCAAUCAAAGAAGCCAAGGUGACAAAGAUCUCCCUGGCUGGUUGUGGUCGGCUGCAGAGCAUAUUCCUGCGUGCACUUGCCAAUCUGGACGAGUUGAAUCUCUCUGGUACAUCCAUUAAAAUACUUGAUCUCAGUGUCAUGAAUGUCCCAAAUCUCAGGAAGUUAUACUUGCUGGGUUGUCGACAGCUCUGUGGCCUAUGUUGGCGUGAAAAUGACCUGGAAGUGCUACAUGUAGAUGUUGACACUUGGAGGAGGAAAAGAUUAGCGGUCUGCUGUGCAAGAGUGAGGGAGGAUUUGUUCAGUUUUGUGGCAUGCAUUACCCUUACAGAUGCAAGGAUUCUUUGGCGGUGCAUACGUGAACUCUGUUUUUCAACAUAUAGAGGGGCAAAGUUGCACCUCCAUAUCUCUUCUACUGUUCAUAGCCAAAUCAACAUGACCAAAAAUAUCAAGGAGAUUGGUCCUAGCCAAGCGGGUUUUGCUCCCACAGGGAGAUCGUUACCUUAUGAAGAUAUUAUUAUCCUUCUGAAGGAUGUAGCAAGCUCAUCCCUUGUGUUGGACGACCAGCGGGAGCUUCAACCUCUCGAUGUGCAUAUUGAGAUUGGUGAUCAAGGCCACAAUUUAGAGAAUAUGGAGAAAGCCGAAUAUUUCAGAUUCUUCAUUCGGCAUCAUGUUCAGUCAUUGCAUGUGCAUGACAACUCCACAAUCACGGAUAUCCCUCCAAGGGGUCCACAAACUUGGGAUAGACUAGAGUGGUGUCAUGUCGAGAGAUGCCCUAAGCUACACUCCCUCUUUUCUUGUGAGGAAAGUACAAUCAGAUUUACUUGUUUAAGGACAUUUUCUGCGUCUGAUCUCCUGACGGCCCACUGCAUCUGGGAUAAAAUUAACCCCGAAGGCCUUCAAUAUUGCAUAGACCCAAAGCGUUCUUUCAGAGCCCUACAAGACAUAUACCUACACAAUUGCCCCGGGCUGGUGUUUGUCCUCCCGAUUUCCUUCACCUUGCCAAGACUGGAGACCAUCCAGGUCGCAUACUGCAGAAACCUCCAAUAUGUUUUCCCCCUGGACAACAAGUGCCCUCCAGAGAUAGAGUCCGGCAUCACAUUCAAGAGUCUGAAGCACAUCAAGCUGUACCAUCUCCACCGGCUGGAGCGGAUAUGCGAGGCCAGACUGACUGCACCGGCACUGGAGACGAUCAGCCUCAGGGACUGCUGGGGCCUGAGGCGGAUACCGGCCGUCGACGUGUGCCAAGGUCCUAUGCCAGUUGUGGACUGUGAGAAGGAUUGGUGGGGCAGGCUCGAGUGGGACGGCCUAGACGCCGGACACCACCCGUCACUCUUCAAAACAUUUCACUCAGCUUACUACAAGGAGGCGCUCCCAAGGGUCUCCGUUCUAAGGUGAUCAGCUGCACUCCUCUGCCAUGCCAUGUCUAGCUUGGAAUGUAAGAUGCAAUUGAGGGAGGCCAGCUUACAUGUGUCUUCUGUGUUGCAACUGUGGUGCGUGCGCGUGCAAGAAUAAAUGGUGUGUUUUCAGCCACCAAGCUACCCGAUGUGAGUAUGCUUGAAUUGGAUUUUUGUGUGAUGCACUUUGGGUGCUUGGCUUUCUCCAGAUUUUGGCGUGGCCUUUACUCCCAGCCAUAUGAUGAUUUGUGUUGAUUCGCGAUUUGCUUGUAAUAAGAUGAGGCUGUGUGUGCGUGUCCGCGCGCACCAACCUAGUGUGACAUGUGAUUUUACUGCUGAACCGUAAAUUCAGCAUGUAUUUGACCAUAUGACAAUAUUGUUGUAAAGAAUUGUUACCUGGUUUGCAAUUGAGCAGAGUCUUCUUUUUCGUUU
Hordeum vulgare subsp. vulgare (domesticated barley) is the source of this 3482-nucleotide messenger RNA. RefSeq lists its product as uncharacterized. The coding region runs from base 172 to 3051 and encodes 959 amino acids. The transcript is spliced from 2 exons. Lineage: Eukaryota; Viridiplantae; Streptophyta; Magnoliopsida; Poales; Poaceae. The record is from RefSeq and is a predicted model, not a curated record.